Molecule: messenger RNA, 2269 nt
Organism: Durio zibethinus
Lineage: Eukaryota; Viridiplantae; Streptophyta; Magnoliopsida; Malvales; Malvaceae
Source: RefSeq, a predicted model, not a curated record
GGCGAGAAUAGAUGUUUACACGAAACCAGAAAGAGCAAGAAAGUGAGAAACCAUUGAUUUGUGCAUCCUGACUAAAGGAGUGUUUCCACUAAUUUGCGGUGCCUUGGUAACAAAGCGUUCAUAAUCUUGUAGUCGAAGACUAAUUUAUUUAUAGAACUUUGCGUGUACAGAAAGAAGAUCCAAAAGAAGGAAUAAUGUGAUAAACAGCAGCCGAAUUACAAAUUCCCAAGUGUACCUUCACCAGCAAACAGAAACCCCAAUUCCAGCCUACCUUCACACUUUUUUUUUCCUCUUUCCUCAGGGUUUUUCUUCCUAUAAAAUAAUUUGGAGUGGUCUUUGGUACUGUUUGAUCAGUCUGAAGAAAAAAGCAAUGGCGAAAUUAAUUGUUUCAGCAGUUCUGGAGAAGUUGGGUUCCCUGAUAAUGAUACCCGAUGAGAUAAAACACAAAGUUGGGGUGGCUCUGGGUCUUGAAGAAGAAAUCCGAAAAAUGACCGCCAAUUUUCAGGAUAUUCAAUCGCUUCUUCAAGAUGCAGAAGCAAAACAGGAACGACGAGUAGGCUAAUGAUCUUAUCUUUGCCUUCAACAGCUAAAGGAUGCCAAUGUGAGCAAUCGGUGAAAGAAACUCAAAGAUGUUGCCUAUGACGUUGAUGAUGUGUUGGAUGAGUGGAAUACUGCAAAACUCCAAUCACAACUGGAGAAAGAACAAAAAGAAGUUGAAGAUUUUCCCUUGCUUAAGAAGAUACGCUACUCUCUCUCUUUUUUACCUCUCGAAGUUUUCUAUACUAUAAUGUUGCUUCAAAGAUAAAAGACUUGAAUAAACAACUUGAGUGUAUAAAUACUGACAAAGAUAGGUAUAAAUUUGGGUUAGAGAAGGUAGUUGAAGAACCCGAAAGGCAAAUAACUUCCUCUUUCAUAGAUGAAGAAGAAGUUUAUGGUAGGUGUCAGGAGAAAACGAUUCUAGUGAACAUGUUGGUGGGAGAGAAUAGUAAUGGAGGAGGUUCGAGCUUGCAAAUCAUCUCUCUAGUAGGGAUGGGAGGAAUCGGAAAAACGACACUUGCUCAACUGGUUUACAAUCACAACGAGGUUGAAUGUUAUUUUGACAAGAGACUAUGGAUUUGUGUCUCAGAUCCUUUUGAUGAGAUAAGAAUUGCCAAAGAGAUCCAUGAAGCAUUUAAAGGCGAAGCUUUGAAUUUAGUUGGAAAGGAUUACAUGUUGCAGCAAAUUCGUAGUCAUGUUUUGGGGAAGAAAAUACUCCUUGAGUUGGAUGAUGUGUGGACUGAAGAUGCUACAAAAUGGGAGCAACUGAAAAUUUCCCUCAAGUAUUGCUCUCAUGGGAGCAGAGUAUUGAUAACCACUCGUAAGGAAAAAUUUGCCAUAAUUAUGGGAACAGCGACGGCAAACGUAUUUUCAUUACAUACCUCGUCUCAAGAGCAAUGUUGGUCAUUACUUAGUCACAGAGCAUUCUAUGGGAGGACAAGAGAUGAGUGUGAAAAUUUAGCAGAUAUUGGCAGGAAAAUUGCAGAAAAGUGUCAGGGCUUGCCACUUGCUGCAAAGAUUCUAGGUGGUCUGCUCCGGUUCAAAAGAACUAGAGAACAAUGACAAAGUAUCUUGAAUAGCGAAAUAUGGAGCCUUGAAGAGGCUGAACGAGAUCUUUUCCCUCCCUUAUUUUUGGGUUAUUACGAGUUACCUUGGGCUCUUAAGCAGUGCAUGUCAUAUUGUUCUGUUUUUCCGAAAGAUAAGAUCUUAAACAAAGAUGAAUUGAUCAAGUUGAGGAUGGCAAAAGAUUACCUGAAGGGAGUGCAAUGCGAAGAGAUGGAUAUUGUUGGUGGGGAAUAUUUUGAUGAGCUAAUGAUGUGUUCUUUUUUUCAGGAUUUUAAAAGGUCUGAACUUCACAGUGGUAUUACGGAAUUCAAAAUGCAUGAUAUAGUACAUGAUUUUGCUCAACUUUUAAUGGAAGCCGAAUGUUUGAUGCUACGAAAUGAUGGUUUUGAAGAGCAGAGAGUAUACUUUUUUGAAAAGGCUCGCCACGUAACAUUGAUCCGUAAAGAAGCUGUACCAAUAGUCCCUAAUAUUUACCAUUUAAAAAAGUUGCGUGGCCUCCUUAUUGACUCAAGCAAUCAUGAUACUUCAUCACUAAGCACAUCACUGCCCAUGUUGUUUGAUUAAUUGACUUGCCUAAGAACAUUAGAUUUGAGUAACAGUUUGUUUGGAAAUUCAAUUGAAGAACUUCCUGAUCAAACAGGAAAUUUGGGUCAUUUUAGAUACCUUA